CUAAAAAUAUUAAUCAAACUUUUCUCUUCAACUUAAGAUGUCUCACGACAGUCUAUCGCUGCCAGUUCAGGAAUUAUAGGCAAAACAAAAUGAUGGAAAACCGUUAUGGAAUUCUGUUACGAUAGCAGAGUUAGCUGGCCUCGCCGUCCUGUUCAAAAUCUUUUUUAUUCCAUUCGGUUCUGCUCAUCCCAGACAGAAUGGUAUAGCCUACAAAUCUGACAGACAACAAAUUUUUCUUUAAAGUUUCCUCUCCUUAAUAACAUCUCUGAAGAAUUCAAGAUUUCGAGUUCGAGUUGAAAUAGUGGCGGAUCCAGAAAAUUUUUUCGAUGCUAGCGGAUUUGGACAAAAGAGCAAGUUUAGCAACUUUGCUUAGGAGUUUCUAGAGGACACGAAUUUUUCCUAUUUUCCUUUAUUCAAGAAGGAGAGUAUAAUGGUAUGAAAUCAAAAAUUUCGGUGCUGGCAGCCGCCGGCACUCUAAAUCAGUCGACAUUUCAUUGAACGAUUUAGAGUUAAAAGUGUAUCUUUGUACAAAAAAGUAUUGGAAUGAUAUGCUAUGUUAGCUGGACUUUUUGCUAUAAUUAGCAAAGAUGACGAUAUGAUAAUAUAUUUUCUUUUUCAGAUAAAUGUCUCAACCGACUGUUCUAAUUCCAUCGUUACGUAUUGCGGCUAAAGAUUUUUUUAAGAUACGAAAAAAUCGUUCUGAUAUUCUACCAACAAUCACUACUCACGAACAAGUAAACAUCAUUUUGUCUAUAUCUAUCAACUUCUACUAUUGUUUUCUCUUCUCUAGAUUAAAUGCGAAGAAAGUGUUGAAAAAAUUUAUAAAGAUUUUCUAUCUUAUCAACAUCGUGAACAAGGUAGUAUUACACUAUAUCGAGAACAUCAUGUCAGAUAUUUAUUAAAAGCAUUAAGAAGUUUACCGCAGGUUCAGCAGUCGUUGGAUGCUAGUCGUCCAUGGUUAAUUUAUUGGAUUAUUCAAUCAUUAUAUUUAUUAAAUGAAAAAUUAUCCGAUGCAUAUGUAAAUGAAAUCUGUGAUUUUCUUCAACGAUGUCAAAAUCCAGAGGGUGGUUUUGGCGUAGGUGGACCCGGACAAAUACCUCAUUUAGCACCCACAUAUGCAGCAGUGAAUGCUUUAUGUAUAUUACAAAGUGACAGAGCCUAUGACGUUAUCAACAGAGAAAAACUUGCUAGUUGGCUACGUGAAUUACGAUCAUCAAAUGGAAGUUUUAGUUUACAUAUUGAUGGAGAAAGUGAUAUACGUUGUCAAACAUAUGAGGGAGGUUUUGGUGCUGUGCCUGGUUGUGAAGCACAUGGAGGUUAUACAUUUUGUGGUUAUGCAACAUUACUAUUACUUCAACGAGAAAAUUUAUGUGAUAAGGACAAUUUAUUAAGAUGGACAGUUAAUCGUCAAAUGGAAUUUGAAGGUGGAUUUCAAGGACGAACAAAUAAAUUAGUUGAUGGAUGCUAUUCAUUCUGGGUUGGAGCAUUAUUUCCAUUGCUUGAUGCGGCAGAAAGAAAACUGGAACAUACAAUAGUUCGUGAUGAACGAAUGUUUGAUUCUGUUGCUGCACAAGAAUAUGUGUUACUUUGUAGUCAAUCAAAUCUAAGUGGAGGAUUUACCGAUCGACCUAAAGCGAAUUCACAUAGUAGUGAUUUAUAUCAUACAUGUUAUUGUUUAAGUGGUCUCAGUUUAUUUCAACAUUCUUUUAACAAAAAUAUUAUUUGUGGAAAUAUUGAAAAUGCUGUUUGUGAAACUCAUCCGUUGUUUAAUAUUGGACCUGAAUGUGCUUAUGAUGCUAUGCAACAUUACAAACAACUUGAUGCUUCAUCAUCAAAUCAAAAUGAAUCAGUAAACGAUAAUUAA
Molecule: messenger RNA, 1864 nt
Organism: Didymodactylos carnosus
Lineage: Eukaryota; Metazoa; Rotifera; Eurotatoria; Philodinida; Philodinidae
Source: the annotation of a GenBank genome assembly